This is a messenger RNA of Hevea brasiliensis (rubber tree), 829 nucleotides long. RefSeq names its product protein cornichon homolog 4. Bases 173 to 589 code for a protein of 138 amino acids. NCBI's taxonomy places the organism in Eukaryota, Viridiplantae, Streptophyta, Magnoliopsida, Malpighiales, Euphorbiaceae. Gene Ontology annotation, biological process: vesicle-mediated transport. The record is from RefSeq and is a predicted model, not a curated record. The transcript is spliced from 4 exons.
GAAAAUUAAAAAGAAAAGUCAUCAGGUAAAACUGAGGCGAUUGCACUUUACGCACUAGGCGGUAGAGAGUUGCUCUCAUGCUCCGUUCUGUCAAACCAGCAAUAUUGGAGGAGAAAUUAGAGACAGAAGAGAGAGAGUGAAACGGAGAGGGAGAUAGAAUAGGGCAAGGAGCAUGGGGGAUCUGUAUGUCUGGCUCAUAUCCUUCUUCUUCCUUGUAGCCCUACUCGUCAUCAUCGUAUUCCAGCUUAUGUGCUUGGCAGAUCUGGAGUUUGAUUAUAUCAAUCCUUAUGACUCCUCAUCUCGGAUAAACAAAGUGAUAUUGCCAGAGUAUAUAGCUGAAGGAGUUUUAUGCAUCUUUUAUCUCCUAACAGGGCACUGGUGUAUGUCACUAUUGUGUGUUCCAUACCUUCACUACAAUUUGAGGCUUUACACACGAAGACAGCAUCUGAUAGAUGUGACUGAGAUAUUCAACUUGCUUCACUGGGAAAAGAAGCAGCGACUUUUCAAACUCUUCUAUCUCAUUUUUCUCCUCUUUCUGUCAAUUUUCUGGAUGAUUUUGACCGCAUUGGAAGAUCAUGACCUUGAAUAGUUGGGUGCUCGUGUGUCAUUGUUAUAUUCAUAGGGAAUUCUGGAUUCCAUAAACUGCUGUCUUGUAUGAAUGAUUAGGACAAAAAGGGGUUCUGUUGUUGUAAUUGAUAUAGUUCACGUUCCAGGAUUGAGUGAUCAUUAGAUUUUCUGUUGAUUCAUUAAAUUAUAGUUUGAGAUGCUAUACAUUUCUUGGCCUUUGGCUAAUGCAAAUGUUUUUGAGGCAUUUCAUGUGGUUCAUUUA